Cryptomeria japonica (Japanese cedar) is the source of this 1380-nucleotide messenger RNA. RefSeq lists its product as uncharacterized. The transcript has a single exon. The record is from RefSeq and is a predicted model, not a curated record. Bases 237 to 917 code for a protein of 226 amino acids. NCBI's taxonomy places the organism in Eukaryota, Viridiplantae, Streptophyta, Pinopsida, Cupressales, Cupressaceae.
CUCAACAUUGAGCUUGCUUUUCCUCCACACACUCCACCGUCCCUCUAUCUUCCAUUCAUCAUUUAAUCCUUUAUUCUUUGUGAAGUCCAGUCCAUCGUCUAGUUAGGAUAGUUCAAGCUAGAGAAGUUUCUGCAACUACUUUUGUUAUUGCCUGUUAGAUCAGAUAAAGAUAUAGAAGUUUCUGCCAUAGUUCAAGGUGAAGAAAUAUCUGCAAUUCUUGGAUAGAUUAGUCUGCAAUGCCAAAGAAGGUGAAGGAAAAGAAGAGGUGGGCAGAGGAGGGGGAGGAGUAUGUGAAAUCUGCAGCUUGGGCUUGGUAUCUGCACAGAUCAAAAGCAUCUUGUAAAUUUGUGAAAGAGUCUGAUGUUCAUGCCAUAGUUAUAAGAGGAAGAGGAAGCAGUGCAGGUCCCUCCAGGUUCAAGCUAGAAGCCAUGGGACUCCUCAAUAACAAAUCCUUGAUAAAGAUCAAAUUUCCCCUGUUGGAAAGGAUUGAUAGUUCAAAUUCUUCUGAUGGGUUAGCAAGUAUAUUCAUGGAUGAAUCUGAUCUGAUGAUGGAAUCCCAUGAGAGCUCUUUGUUGGAUUCAUAUGAGAUGGGGGCACUCUGCAAGCAAUUGCAGAGCACUUUUGUUAAUGGUGGAGGUCUUCCUGUUAGUACAGCUGUGGAACAUGGGAAGAAAUCUGUGGAACAUAGGAAGAAAUCUGUGGAACAUGGGAGGAAAUCCCUGGAAAAUCAUGAGAAAUCACUGAUAAUUAAAGAUGUUUUAUGUAAGAAAGAGAGUUCAAGCCCUCCAAGGGUUAGGUUUCCUUCUCAUAUUCAGUCUAGAUGGAUGCCCAUCAUGUGUAGUUUGACAGAUGUGGUCAUCCCUAGGCCUGCAAAUCCUUCCCUCAGGAAGGCUAAUACAUCUAGAUUUAGAUCCUAGUUACAUGUAUCUAUGAGUCAACAGAACAGUGGGUAAUGCAUUUCUCUUUUGUAGUACAGUGGGCAAGGCAUUUUUCUUUUGUAGCACAGUUAAGUGCUUUCAGUAAGGAGUACGGAGUAGUUUCGUAUUGUCAUAAGUCAUUUGUAGAUCUAUAUACAGAUGAUCUGACAUCGUAGACUAUAAAGAAAUCUUUCUUUUUUUCUUCUUUAAAACCAGAAAAUUGAAUUGCUCACGGAACUUCCACCCCUUGACUCACAAGUUCACCUGUCUUGAGUAAGUCCAUGAGAUUGGAAUAAUAUCAUGGUUACUAAACAUUCUUUGGAAUUUUCCUAGCUACAAACCAGUGCCAAAAAUGUGAUGCAGAAUGAUUCCAACAGAGAAACAUAUGAUGAAGAAUGAUUACAACAGUGUUUUUGUUUCUGUGACUUUUUGUGAAUGAAACACAUAUUCUAUUUGCCUGUGA